AUGGUCUAUCUACCACAGUCCUUUUUUGGGUUACCGCUAUAUAUCGGUGUUGAGUUAUCUCUAGGGGUAGCUAUAUUCAACAAAUUUUGUGGUCUAUAUGGUAUUCUAGCAUUAUUUACAGGACGUCCAUUGGAUUUGAUUCAGUGGGGGUUCUAUGUGUGGUCGUUUGCUGCUUUGUUAGUGUUUACAAAAGGUUUGUCACAAGUGUACAAACCGAAAUUGAUGACCUACUGUAUGGUACUUACUGUUUACAGUUUGGACACUGUGCUAGCCUGCUUUUUUGCUGUAUUGUUUACAGGAGAUUGGUUUAGUAAAGAAGAUACUAGCUCUGGCAGCAAUCCAGUCUCCGGUAAAGGUAUAGGAGUUGUAGAUGUGGGGAAAUCUGGAACGCAAAAUUUUGCGUACAGGAGAACUGUGGAUGAUACACAGAGUGCUUCAACACACUAUGAAUAUAGUUCUACAAUAUUACUGACAUUAAUAGUAUCCGCUUUGAGGUUUUACUCAAAUUUUAUUAUUGCAUCAUUUGUGCGGAGAAUGAUGAAGCAGAAUAGGUAUAUUACUGAACCGGAUGAUGUAGAGUAUGAUUUGAAGAACACAUCAGUUGCUUAUAGAGCCUACGUAAGUACUCAGAGGUGGUGCUACUAUUUUUGUAGAAGGUACCUCUAG
This is a messenger RNA of Eremothecium cymbalariae DBVPG#7215, 666 nucleotides long. It is a transcript of the gene KEI1, whose product is annotated as Kei1p. The transcript has 2 exons. Bases 1 to 666 code for a protein of 221 amino acids. Gene Ontology annotation, molecular function: inositol phosphoceramide synthase regulator activity. Lineage: Eukaryota; Fungi; Ascomycota; Saccharomycetes; Saccharomycetales; Saccharomycetaceae. Gene Ontology annotation, biological process: inositol phosphoceramide metabolic process. Gene Ontology annotation, cellular component: Golgi membrane; inositol phosphoceramide synthase complex. The record is from RefSeq and is a predicted model, not a curated record.